This is a messenger RNA of Saccostrea echinata, 1045 nucleotides long. RefSeq names its product sulfotransferase 1B1-like. Lineage: Eukaryota; Metazoa; Mollusca; Bivalvia; Ostreida; Ostreidae. Gene Ontology annotation, biological process: sulfation. The record is from RefSeq and is a predicted model, not a curated record. The transcript is spliced from 6 exons. Gene Ontology annotation, molecular function: sulfotransferase activity. Gene Ontology annotation, cellular component: cytoplasm. The coding region runs from base 47 to 1012 and encodes 321 amino acids.
GCUUCCGUACGUAUAUCUUUUUCAGAAUAAAUAUUUUUGUCUAACUAUGGCCAAUCAAAACCCAGAGAAGCCACUUAAAAAGUAUGAUAUCGCGAGUUUCGAGGGCGAAGAAAUAAUUGAACGAAAAUGUCCAAGCGGAUGCACAGCUAGAUACAUUAAGUUGCAUGGACACUGGAAACUAUUGGACCUCAUUGAAUCCGGAUUCAUACCUGACCCAAGAACACAUGUACCGGAACUCCGUCAAAUGGAAAUAUUUGAUGAUGAUGUUUUUAUUUACGCCUAUCCAAAUUGUGGUACUCACUGGGUAUUGGAAAUGAUUUUCAUGCUACACAAAGGAAAGGCUGAAUAUGACAAACGACCAAAAGAAGUCGCCAUGUUGGAACUUCACUCUAUGGACAAAUUAUUUGAGGAGGAGAGACCCAGAGUUUUUAAUACCCAUUUCUAUCCUAACGAAGUACCCACUGCAUCGCUGGAGCGUAAAGGAAAGGCUCUAAUCUUACUCCGAAAUCCGAAAGAUAUAGCGGUGUCUUAUUAUAACCAAACAAAAAACCAGAAAAUCAAGACAUCACCUAUGACUUGGGAGGACUGUCUGUAUUUCUUUAAUAAUUAUGGAGGAGAAAUUGAUUGGUUUGAUUACACCAAAGAAUGGGAAAACGAAAUAACGAGGAAAAAGAGGACAUACUUGUGUCUAUACUACGAGGAGAUGAAGAAGAAUCCAGUGACAUCCGUUAAGUCUAUAGCUGAAUAUCUAGGCAUUCCUUGCUCGGAUACUCUAGCAGAGGAAAUAGUACAUAAAUGUAAGAUAGAAAACCUGAGAAUCGCCAACAGGGAGAAAUUUGAUCACAGAAACCAAAGCGGUCCAAACCCCGAGAUGAAUGACCCGGAUAAAAUGUACAGAAAAGGAGAAGUUGGAGACUGGAAGAAUUGGUUCACUGUGGCUCAAAGCGAGGAGUUUGAUAUUUUUUUUAAAACAAAGAUUGUAGAUUCAGAUUUUCAAUUUGCUUUUGAAUAAGUCUAUUUUAAUUCAAUGACUUGGGAUUGAAGA